ACAAGCGAGACCUACUUUCACUUUCUCAAGUUGGAGGAACAGAAAGUUCGUGGAAACUUGUGAGGAAAAGGGAAGUUGACCCACAAGCUACUUUUUUGCUCCAAAUAGGCAGUUACAGACCAGCCCACGGAUUACUUGAGCAUGUCUGGAGAACCAGCAGAGCUUAGUGAACUUGGAGGCGAUCCUAGCGCAGAUGUGGGGAAAUUAAAUCCUGACGCAGAAAGGAUGGAGGACUACAUCGACGCCAAACCUGACCGCAGUGCAAGAUUUCGUCUGUUCGGCAAAAAAAAUAAGGAUGGCCAGACGCGGGAGCAGGACUAUUCUAAAAGCCAUUCCAGAAUUGUUUUCCCAACAUUCCAGUAUAAGAUGAGCUACCGGCAAGUGGGGAAGUGCAUCAUCAUCAACAACAAAAACUUUGAUGAAAACACAGGGAUGAAUGUUCGCAAUGGGACGGACCGGGAUGCAGGUGAGCUGUUUAAGUGCUUCAGGAGCCUGGGCUUUGAAGUCGUUGUUUAUAACGACCAGACAUGUGAGAAGAUGGAGCAUCUUCUCAAACAAGCCUCAGAGGAAGACCACAGCGACAGCUCGUGUUUCGCUUGUAUUUUGCUGAGUCAUGGUGAGGAAGGCAUGAUCUACGGCACAGACGCAGCCAUGCCCAUCAAGACCAUCACCUCGCUGUUCAGGGGCGACAGGUGCAAAAGCUUAGUCGGAAAGCCAAAACUCUUCUUCAUCCAGGCUUGUCGAGGUUCUGAAUUUGAUGAAGGUGUCCAGACAGAUUCAGGUCCACCAAACGACACCCUGGAAACCGAUGCUAAUCCAAGACAUAAAAUCCCUGUUGAGGCAGAUUUUCUGUUUGCAUACUCCACUGUACCAGGAUAUUACUCAUGGAGGAACCCGGGCCGCGGAUCUUGGUUUGUCCAGGCACUCUGUAGCGUCCUGAGCGAGUUUGGCAAGCAGCUGGAGAUAUUGCAGAUCCUAACGCGGGUCAACUACAUGGUGGCCACCCAUUUCGAGUCUUGGUCGGAGGACCCGCGUUUCAGUGAGAAGAAACAGAUUCCCUGUGUGGUCUCCAUGCUGACCAAAGAGCUGUACUUCAACUGAUAUCCUGCCUGUACUGUAAGACAGAGACUCACAGACUGACCAGACUGACUCGACCGGCUGUUUCAGGCAAUGAGCAAGCAGUCGAAGCAUUCAGGGAUGAUUCAGGCCCAACAGGACCCAGCGCAUUUAGAGCAUGCCACUUUGUCUAUGUGUGAAGUUGGGCCUGACGACAAGCACUCUGUGAAAUCAAAAAUAAUACUCUGAGUUCAUGUGUUUACAGUAAAACCUCCUCUUCAGGCUACCCCCUUGAAAUACUAGUCACAUUUAAGCCGAUUGUUGUCGACAGACAUUGUGAAUUAUAUAUGUAUGAUCUACUGACCCAUAAAAUUAGCUGCCAGUUUUUAUGGGACGGUGGAAUCAUAUCCGAAUAUGUGUUUCUCUAUUUUACAAAACUUAUUUGUCUAGACAAAUAAAUCUUUUUUAGCUAAUUAGCCCACCUAAAGAAUUACAAAAACAAGUACUACUCUUGUGGAUCUGUUUGUAGCUAACAUUAGCAUUAGCAUGCAGACACAAAAAGACUUUCAAACUGUUAAAAACAGACAUUUAAAUACGCUUCACUAAAACAUGCACAGCAUUAGUGUUUCACACUUCUAGUUUAAAGCUUUUAUGACUAAUUAAAGCUUUAAUUAAGCAUAAUUUAGCAUGGAUUAAUCAUAAUUAACCUGUUAAUUAUGAUUAAAGCAUGAAUUAUGAUGAAUAAAAUACUAAAACUUUCAAGCAUGUUUCUACAACCCCUCUGAUUGUUUUAUUGACCUUUAAUUAACUCUACAGUGUAACUGAAUGUUGUGAUUUAUUAGACAGUAACUGAGGAUUUUAAAUCUCUACUGAUGGUAAAUUUAUUAAAUUGCUAUAUAUUCUUGUAUAGAUCAAAGAUUAAGGUGUACAUCUUAACACUGAAAUACAUUGAUGGAUAUAUUUAUGGUUAAAAUGACAGGAAAUGAGAUCUUUAGGAUUGUUCUCCCAUCAUAAUCAAUGUUUUUAUUUCUAAAGAUGGUUGAAAAAUCUAGUUUUUGCUGUUCUUCUGGUUUCUUAUUUAUUUUAAUUUAAAUUUCAGCUUUGAAUUUGUACAACAGAAAGAAUAUAAUAGUACAAAAUUGUUUUUGUUAAAUAUUAUUUAGCUCUAAACUACGUGCACUACUCUUUCAGUUGUGUUACAUUUAUAGCUUUUUUUUCUGUAGGACACAAUUCAUCUUUUUUGACAAAAAUAAACAAAAUAAUCUUUUAAAAGUUGGAUGGUUUAUAAUGCACAUGUAAAGUGUAUUAGUAAUUUUGCUCCAAGGGUCAAAUAGGUUUUGCAAAAUGUUAUUUUGCAGGAGGGAGUGCAGAAAUAGCUGUUUUGCUAUGCUAACAUUAGCAUGUGCUCUUUGUUUUGAUAUAACUUGUUGAUAAUUUGACAUGCAGCGUAUUUCAAUCUUGUCCCAGUUAAUGUUGUCCAGACAAAAUUUACAUUAGAAGUUGUACUUCUUUGUAAGCUUUUGCUUUAGACGUCAUAAAAGGUUUUUUAUUAUUUAGAUUUUUUAAUUCAGUAAUUAGUGCACACGCAGAACAAACAUUAAAGAGCAGCAAAUUAGUGCACAAUAACAAUUUGCAACUACAGAAAUAAAAUAAACAAAUAGAACAACACAACCCCCCCAAAACAGAACAAAAAAAAUGGUGUACAGUAAGAUGGAUACAUUCAGAAAGUCGUAAAAGUUAAUGUCUAGUGUUUCAGCUGCUCUCUAAUGAGCUCUAAUACACAGCAAUAUUUCAGGUCAUACUAUACAGCAUCAUUACAAUGGUUGAAAAACACUUUGAGUCUUAAAAGCUGCAGUAUGUAACUUUUAUUAAAAAAUAUAUAGUUUUUACAUAUUUUGUAAGAUUAUAAUAAUGUUGUGAUUGUAAAAUUUGAGACAAUCUAGUUCCUCAACUUUCUCCCAGUGCUCCCAGUACUAGCUGUAGAAAUAUACCACUCAGUCAGAAACAACCAAUCAGAGCCAGGAGGAGGGUUUUAGCGCUGUCAAUCACUCUCAUGUUCCCCCCCUCCCAGCAACAGCUGGUUCACCACAACACAGUCUGCCACGAAUGCUAAUGCUUGCUAGCAUAGCCACCAAUGAUGGCGGAUGAGCGUUUUUUUUCUGUAAUCGUAAGUUAUUUCUCUGCCAUUAGUACAUUUAGCAGCAAGUACAUGAGCACUAUUGACAGCGCUAAGACUUUCCUUUGUAAGCUACAUACUGCAGCUUUAACGGAAACGCACAUAACUGACAAAGUAAUGUUUACAGCCUGAAUAAUUUCUGCACAUAAUUUUAUUUAGUUGAAAAAUUGCAGUUUGUAUUUGCUAAAGUGAAUGUCAAGUUUGAACAGAUCCCAAGAGAUUGUCCAGAAACACCACCCAGCAAAAGUAAUCAUAAACUUUGACAAAAGUUGCCGCAAAUAAUUUGGAAUGAGCCUCUAGAUCUGGAAAAUGGAGCAGAUAAUUUUCAUUCGUGAAUGCUUUUAAGGUUUCAGCUGUCAGAUUUAGUAGCAGUCACUUUAAAAAAGCUUAAACUCCUCCGACUGCAGCAUUGUCACAACGCUCAACAUCUCAGCCUUUCCUGUAACUACAAGUUGGUAGCAACAUGCUAGCAUCCUCAGGUUCCUCACUGUCCCAUCAGAUGUCAUGUUUAAUCUCUUACCUACAUGUGGUGGAUUAGGAGGUGUGAUAUUUUGCUGUGUAGUGAUUUUGUUCUAACUUUGAAUCAAGCAUGAAGCACAAACAGCUUAGCUACCAUCUUGUUCAAACCCAAAUAAGUGAGAUUUGUAUAAUUAAUUAACAUUAACCUGUUCAUUUAUUUAUUCAAAAGGGUCCAAGAAAUCAGUUUGGUGAUUAUUAUUAUUUUAUAGUAUAUUUUAUUUCAUUUAUCACCUAAAAGGCAAUUCAGAAUGACUAAGCGUUUGAACCGGACUGGGACCUGGAGCACACUUCACAUCAUUUUACUGUAUAUUAGUGUUGUACACCGUCUUCACUUACACUGUUUUGUAGUUUACAGAUAUUUUUAGUGAAAAUAAGAAACUAAAAAAAAUUUUUUUAAGCAUUUGUGCACUUUGAGAGUGUUUAAAAUAAGCAUCAAGAAUUUAUUAUUGGUAAAAUAAAUAUUUCAAUGCAUAAACAUGACAUUUGUUGGUUGUUAAAGUCACAGAGGCAGCUAUUACUGGCUAAUAACUAACCUAUAUUUACAGAAUCCACUUUUCCACAAUAUGCACUCUUGUUUUUUGCUUUAUUAUUACUCUUUGUGAUUGCAUGUAUUGGUAAAAAUGAUGGUGGAAGGAAAUCAUAUGUGCUUUUAUUAUUCUGCUUUUCUCUUUUCCUCUGUAACUUGUAUUUAUUUUGAUAUCAUUCGCAUAAAUGCUACAUGUGUGCAAUCAGUGCAGUUCUUGGAUCUCUGAUAAUUGAUUUGGUGUCAGGACUGAGCUGGAGCGAACGCUUGUUCCCCUUGUUUUGAAAUGAAAACUUAAAAAAACCCAAACUUUAAUAAGAUGUUUGUUUAAGUGCUUUCCAGUUUUUAAAUGCUGUGUUCCUCAGGAAUAUAUUUGAAAAGAUUUGAAUUUAAACGCAUAAUUUGGUCCAGUUUUUUGAACAGUUCCUUGUUUAAAUAACUUGAAAACAGAGGAAUGCUUCUGUAAUUAAACAUGAAUUUAUUGUGUAAUGAACUUUGUGUCAUUUCUUAUUAGCAUGAUCACAUUAAAGCAAUCAAAACAUA
This is a messenger RNA of Xiphophorus couchianus (Monterrey platyfish), 4817 nucleotides long. RefSeq names its product caspase 7, apoptosis-related cysteine peptidase (gene casp7). The record is from RefSeq and is a predicted model, not a curated record. Gene Ontology annotation, biological process: apoptotic process; positive regulation of neuron apoptotic process; proteolysis. Gene Ontology annotation, cellular component: cytoplasm. The transcript is spliced from 7 exons. Gene Ontology annotation, molecular function: cysteine-type endopeptidase activity. The coding region runs from base 142 to 1101 and encodes 319 amino acids. NCBI's taxonomy places the organism in Eukaryota, Metazoa, Chordata, Actinopteri, Cyprinodontiformes, Poeciliidae.